Messenger RNA from Cryptomeria japonica (Japanese cedar), 2927 nucleotides. Its product is annotated as F-box protein At5g51370. Gene Ontology annotation, cellular component: SCF ubiquitin ligase complex. The record is from RefSeq and is a predicted model, not a curated record. The transcript is spliced from 2 exons. NCBI's taxonomy places the organism in Eukaryota, Viridiplantae, Streptophyta, Pinopsida, Cupressales, Cupressaceae. Gene Ontology annotation, biological process: SCF-dependent proteasomal ubiquitin-dependent protein catabolic process. The coding region runs from base 729 to 2198 and encodes 489 amino acids.
UGCAUAAUACCGAGGAUUGACUGUUUGGUGGGGAAUGGAAGUCUGGGAAUCUGAUUCUCUAAUUUAAAUAACAAAUUUAUCUCCAAACCCUUGGCAGCCUUAAUCGGUCACAUGGACAAGCAUCUUUGUAAUGAAUACCGUGAUAACAGGCUUCUUCGGAUGUGGGUCGCUGUAUUUUGAAUUGGGCACCUUCACUGGCAAGUAAAUUGUAUUGCCCUGUGCUCAUUUAAUUAGUUUUGCAUUAUCUGUCUGUGGUUCUCGAUAAUUUCUAUAACCUUAGAGAAUGGAAAUAUAAAAUGACUGAGAAGUGAGAAUGAUUGUGGAUCACGUUUGGGUUUGUUUAGCAGAUUUUCUGCUUUGUUAAGAAACAACAUUAGCAUCGGUUGAAAUGUAGAAAUUUGUUAAUGGGUUGACCACAUACUGUGCAAUUCGAUGGAGAUUUUUACAUUUUAUGCUGUGCAUUGCGAAUAAUGGCUGGGUAGGGUCUUGUGCUUCAGUUGGUAUCCUUUAAGGGUAACCACUGAUGAAAGCUGAAGUGAGUUUGAUCUUAAACAUUCUGUUCAGCGGUCAAUUAAUUCAUUUUUCUAAAACUAUUGACCUGAGAGGGUUCUGUAUUGUGACUUGUAUGAUUUUACUCUAAGGUCAUAAGUAAUUUCUUCGAAACCAAUGAAGAUAGGGAAAAUUGUGUGUAACUCAAGAAUAAAAUCGAAAACAAGGAUGUGCAAAAAAUGCAGCUACAUGAACCACGAGCAACGGUCCCUGGGACCAUUAGUGGUCCAGAUAAAGUAUGUUUAGACCUCACCCUCUUGCUUUCUGAUGGUAUUUUUCUAAAGAUUAUCAAGGAGUUGCCUCAAAACCCAUAUCCUUGCUCAUUAGUAUGCAGGAGAUGGUUUCGCUUACAAGGACUUCGUAGGCAUUCAGUUAAGCUGAAGGAGUGGAGCUUCUUAGAGAGCGGUCAGAUGAUAUCAAGAUUUCCUAACUUAACUGAUGUAGACUUGACAAUAGCAUGUAUUCCUGCACCAAAGAAUUCAGCUGUUUGGCUGACAAAUCAGUUUUUGAAAAUCCAACUUACUCCUGAAGUUUAUGAUCCCCAGUCAAUCGAGAGAUUCAUCUUGGAGCAACAGAUAUUGCCAGCUUCUCUGGAUAAGGGUCUCAAAAUCUUAGCACAAGGAUGCCAAGGUUUGCAGAGGUUAUGCGUGGUAGACUCAAGGAAACCUGUGUAUGGCCAUGUAAGAGCGUCUCACAAGCCUGAUAUGAAUGGUAACACUAAAGAAUUUGACAAGGAAGCUUUCGGACUAGGAUUGAAACAAUCUGCAGAAGAAAAUGGGAUUAGGAUUCUUAAUACAUCUGAUACCGGCUUUGCCUGGAUUGCUAAGAAUUGCCAAAUGCUACAAGAAUUAGAGCUCCAUCAGUGUACUGAUGAAUCAAUCACUGCCAUUUCUUCAUUUAAAAAUUUGCAGAUUCUUCGAUUGGUUGGCUCUAUAGCAGAGUUCUAUCAUUUUAGCUUCACGGAUAUUGGCCUUACCAUACUGGGUCACAAUUGUAAACGUCUAGUGAAACUGGAGCUCAGCGGCUGUGAGGCUAGCUAUGAUGGAGUUGCUGCAAUUGGUCAGUGUUGUUUAAUGCUUGAAGAAUUGACAUUAAUAGAUCAGAAGUUUUAUGAGGGAUGGAUUGCAGCUUUAUCUUUUUGCCGUAAUUUAAAGACCCUUAGGCUGGAAAGUUGCAGGGGGAUAGAUCCUAAUCCUGGUCCUAUUGAGCAUUUGGGGUUCUGUCCUGCACUUCAACGACUUCAGCUGGUCCGCUGCAAAUUGAGAGAAGAUAAGGUUGGCUUUUGUGCCCUUGUCCUCAUAUGUGCAACUGUAAGAGAGCUUGAGUUCCAAGAUUGUUGGGGUUUGGAUGAUGAAGUUUUCAAGCUUGCUAUUAACUGCAGGAGGGUGAGAAGUCUCUCUUUGGAAGGUUGUUCUCUGCUCUCUACUUCAGUUUUAGAGACUGUACUUCUUGGUUUGAAGGAUCUUCAGAGACUGCGAGUUGUCUCCUGUAACAAUAUUAAGGAUAUCGAGAUUAGCUCUUCUUUAGCUUCCUUGUUCACUACACUUAAGCAGUUAAAAUGGAGACCGGAUACAAAAUCUCUUCUUGCUUCUUAUCUUGUCGGAACUGAAAUGGGUCGGAAAGGAGGAAGGUUUUUUAAGAGGCCAUAAAACCCAAAAGUCUCUUAGUAUCUGUGAAUUCUUGAACAUUUUGCUCUGUAUCAAGGCAACUUUGCUUGAUUAGAAUGCUGAUUAUGGAUAAUCUUUGACUAAGCUAUGUCCAUAUCAAAUAAUUGCACCAGUAAACAGAACUUGGGAAGCUUGUGCAUUUAUUGCAUUUUUCUGGUUUCCUCCAUACUAUAUUGAGAUUGCUCAAGGUUGAUGCUUAAUAUCCAAUGGUUAACGUUUCCAGCUGAAACGCUGUACAGGUUUAGUCAACAUCCUUUUUUAGUCUAUCUGUGACAAUGCACAUUGUAAUGAUGAGGAGCUAAAUACUACAAUACAUAUGUGCUUGGUUACUUGGUUCAUUUCGUCUGGUUAUACAAGUUGUAAAAAUUUCGCCUCUGAUUCUUUAGUACAAAUUUCAUCCUACUCAUUAAGAGUUUUCGAAAAUGGAAAACUGGAGGAGGUGUGUAUCUGGUGUCUUGCACCUGGUGUCUUGCACGAUACCUGUUAUUUGAGGCCAAUUCCAUAAUCCAGGUUAUAGCUCUUGAAUGGAAACAUACAUGGCUUAUUUUCUGCAGCAGGUAAAUGCAAUUUAUAAUUGCAUUCAACUCUAAGAACGAUGUUGUGAAUGUUGUAAAUCCUUUAUUGUGACUACCAAUCUACAUCGAUGUUAAGUUGUAAAUACAUAUUAAUGUUGAAAUUCUUUUAAUGGGAAGCAUUGGCUUACCUUUUUGA